UCUCGGGCCUUGCCCUCGCCUGGCGUAAGCGCGUCUCCGCAAGAUGGCGGCGGCCGGAGCGGGCCGUCUCAGGCGGGCUGCGUCGGACUUCCUAUUGCGGAGCCGGCGCCUGCCCACCCGGGAACUCUCCGCCCCCGCCCGACUCUAUCACAAGAAGGUUGUUGAUCAUUAUGAAAAUCCUAGGAAUGUGGGGUCCCUUGACAAGACAUCUAAAAAUGUUGGCACUGGAUUAGUGGGGGCUCCAGCUUGUGGUGAUGUAAUGAAAUUACAGAUUCAAGUGGAUGAAAAGGGGAAGAUUGUGGAUGCCAGGUUUAAAACAUUUGGCUGUGGUUCUGCAAUUGCCUCCAGCUCGUUAGCCACUGAAUGGGUAAAAGGGAAAACGGUUGAAGAAGCCUUGACCAUCAAAAACACAGAUAUCGCCAAGGAGCUCUGCCUUCCUCCUGUGAAACUGCACUGCUCUAUGCUGGCUGAAGAUGCGAUCAAGGCUGCCCUGGCUGAUUACAAACUGAAACAAGAACCCAAGAAAGGAGAGACAGAAAAGCAGUGAGCCCUGGCAGAGCCUCCACAGGUCACAUCAGCUGUUUCCUCACCCGCUAUGCAGUCACCUUAGAUGUCCAGACACAACCCGCACCACAAUGAAAGAGCUGCGAGAUAACGCACAGUAUUUCCUAUUGGCGUUAUGGCUAUAGUGCAGGUGAAAUACACAAUUUACUUGUUUUGAAUCCUGUGGUUUCUUUCAGUCCACUUUUAUUGCCUUAAUCCAGUUAAUGUAUAUUUUGAAUUGUGUGUAUGGCCUCAAAACUGAAAUCAGUAACAAAGUCUCAAGUGCUUGAUAGCCUUUGAUGUGAAGUGCACAUCAAAUUAAUUUUACCUAAAUCUUUCAGGGGGAGUGUACCAAUAGAAUGCCUUGGUAUGAUUAUUUGAUAGAACCUAAUUAUUGUACAUAAAAUGGAUCUGCAUAUAUAUAAUAUAAUGAAUAAAAGAAUGUAAGACAAUGUU
Molecule: messenger RNA, 999 nt
Organism: Choloepus didactylus (southern two-toed sloth)
Lineage: Eukaryota; Metazoa; Chordata; Mammalia; Pilosa; Megalonychidae
Gene: ISCU
Product: iron-sulfur cluster assembly enzyme
Exons: 5
Coding region: 44-547 (167 amino acids)
Biological process (GO): intracellular iron ion homeostasis; iron-sulfur cluster assembly
Cellular component (GO): mitochondrial matrix; cytoplasm
Molecular function (GO): ferrous iron binding; 2 iron, 2 sulfur cluster binding
Source: RefSeq, a predicted model, not a curated record